Messenger RNA from Amphimedon queenslandica, 1180 nucleotides. Its product is annotated as integrin-linked kinase-associated serine/threonine phosphatase 2C-like. Gene Ontology annotation, molecular function: protein serine/threonine phosphatase activity. Lineage: Eukaryota; Metazoa; Porifera; Demospongiae; Haplosclerida; Niphatidae. Bases 34 to 1137 code for a protein of 367 amino acids. The transcript is spliced from 11 exons. The record is from RefSeq and is a predicted model, not a curated record. Gene Ontology annotation, biological process: protein dephosphorylation.
CCACACCCAUUAUACCCCGCCCAUCCGUAACACAUGAUGGAUCUCUUUGGUAGCCUCCCUCCUCCUUCUGCUCCCUCUACAGACAAGAAACCCCCACCAACCGAAGAAGCAAAUUUAGGACAAUCAAGAAAAAGAUCCGAUCACUCGCCACCAUUAUCUAAUGAUGCAGCUGACUCAUCAGUUAAGAAGGUGAAAGUUGAUGUGACAUUAAGUCGGUAUCAGUUGAGAGGGUAUCACGGGGAGAGGAAAGGGGAGAGAGAAGAGAUGCAGGACUCUCACGUUAUCAUUAACAACAUGAUGGAACAGUUCCCAACUCUCUCUAAUUCACCGGUUAGCAGUGUGUCUUAUUAUGGUGUUUUUGAUGGUCAUAGUGGAUCCCGUGCCUCUGAGUUUGCAGCUGGUAAUCUUCAUAGAGUCAUCGUUAAUAAAUUCCCAAAAGAGGAUGUCUCAGCUCAGUCAAUCAAACGCUGUCUUGUUGAUUCUUUCAAGAAAACUGAUUCCGAUUUCUUGUCGCUUGCAGCAAAAGCGACGCCGAGUUGGAAGGAUGGCUCAACUGUUGCCAUCAUCAUGGCAAUAGAUAAUGUAUUAUAUUCAGGUAAUCUUGGUGACAGUAAGUCUGUUAUAUACAGGAGAAGUGGCAAGGGAGACACUGGAGGAGAGCCUACUGUAGUAUCAGUUCCAUUAACUAAAGAUCAUACCUCUGCCAGUUUGGAGGAAAGGAAGAGGAUAGAAAAAUCUGGUGGAUUUGUUAGGGAAGGACGUAUAAUGGGUAUUAUGGAGGUCUCUAGGAGCAUUGGUGAUGGGAGGUUCAAGGGGUGUGGCCUUGUAGCAACUCCACACGUCUCACGAUGUGAACUGACUGAGAAUGACCUAUUUGUAGUGGUUGCUUGUGAUGGUUUGUGGAAUGUUUUUAAAAUGGAUGAAGUAGCAAAGUUUAUACUAGGAGUAGUCAAUGAUGAAUCUAUUCAGAAACCAGGAGAAGAUGAUAGAUUGAUUCAAGGCACUGAAGUCAUCGGUGAUAGGGAGUAUAGGUUUGAAGUGGCUUGUAACAGGCUUGCAGUUGAAGCAGUUAAGAGAGGGUGUACUGAUAAUGUAACUGUUCUUAUUGUUGACAUUAUAAAGAAUAACAAUCAUUAAGAAAUUAAGUAACAGUUAAAGCACUGUGGAGUGCCACAUAUAA